AAGCAGCUGCACAGCACGCCUCGUUCAACCUUUGCACAACAUUUCUACAUUUUACAAACAAAGCAAAAAAAAAAAAAAAAAAUGUUAAGCUAGCGUGAAAUGUGAGAGUGGACACACAGCAGGUGAAAUAGUUGAAGCUAGAGGGAUCUACACUGACAGGUGACCAGAGUGCAGCAACUUAUCCUAGUAUAUCAGAUACACUGGGUAAUAAUGCCAUUGCUUCUCACUUAAGAAGUCCCCCCUCUACUCAACCUUGCCCCCUAGUGGAGCUGUGGAGGUCCAUCUCCCUUGUGGUCAAGAGGAAUCUUCCAGACGACUACCUCCCUCAUCUGGGGAGAUGCUGACCUGCAAUAUUUUCCUCAGAUCCUGUUUAAUUUUUACCCGUUGACGACAUUAAAGGCCAAACAGUUCUGACUAUAACAUCAGCCGGUGAGGAAAGUAACAUCUGCCCCGGGGUAUCACCUCAUAAGAAUCUGUUCAGCGUCCAGUGGAGCCUGAGGAGAGAUGCUCUAAGCCUGUAGGUCACAAGAAGUGUUUUUGACUGACAUCUGCACAAUCCCAUGAUCCGUAGUUUUAUGCUAGACGGUGGUUAAUGGUGCCCCCAAGGCAAAAGGGAGGUGUCAUCUAACAAGAAUCAAACUUAGCCACACAGGAGAAUUUACUCUCCAAAAGAGACUCACAAAACAAAAGUAAAGCCAGAUGGAACCAUCAUCAAAAGGACCACUCGCUAUAGCAACAGUAACAGCAACACCAACGGCAACACACAAUGGUACUCUGAUGAACCCACCAGUGAGCAGCUCCUCUCAUAACUGGCAGUUCCUGGUGGCGGUCCUGGCCACAGCCAUCUCCGUGUCCAUUCUCAUCGCCCUUCUGGCCAAGUGUCAGGUGGUCCGGCGCUACCUGGCCAGUUACAGACACACACGACUGAGGGAGGUUGACACCAUCAGCCAGUGUGACACACCAGGUUUGGAUAUAGAAUUCGCCAUGCACGGCGGGCAAGGAAUGAAUCACAACUGUAUCCCUCCACCAAGGGAUGAAGAGGAUGACGACGGCUUCAUUGAAGAUAACUACAUCCAGGCCAGUGAGAGAGAGAGGGCUGAGAGGGCGGCCGAGAACAUGGAGGACACAGAGGAAGAGUUGGAUGAAAUAGAAUUUACCAUCGCCUAGAAAUAGACCACGAUUUUAUGGUCUACAUUUAAACCUUUGAACCACCAAUUCCACUCCUUUUUUUUUUUUGUUUCAACACAUAUUUUCUAAUCACGAAAUUGACCAGUUACACACACUGGAACCGGGGAAUAGGUUAAGCACAAAAUGUCAUUACCAGUAAGUGCUCAGAAGUGUCUUUAGUUGAAAGCAGAAACUGACUCUGAACAAUGUGUGUGAAAAUGGCAGCAGUGUGUGAGGUCAGUCUACAGACCCAUUAAAGCAUUGGUGUCAAACAUGCGGCUAGAGGGCCAAAACCGGCCCGCCAAAGGAUCCAAUCUGGCCCGUGGGAUGAAUUUAUGAAAUGCAAAGAGUACACAGAAGAUAUCAAUAAUCAAUGGUGUUAAAAUAAUUUUCGGUUGAUUCGAUCUAAAAUGGGUCAGACCAGUAAAACACUAUCAUAAUAACCUAUAAAUAAAGAAAACCACAAAUUUCUCUCUUUGUUUUAGU
Messenger RNA from Sphaeramia orbicularis (orbiculate cardinalfish), 1653 nucleotides. It is a transcript of the gene c4h1orf210, whose product is annotated as chromosome 4 C1orf210 homolog. Lineage: Eukaryota; Metazoa; Chordata; Actinopteri; Kurtiformes; Apogonidae. The record is from RefSeq and is a predicted model, not a curated record. The coding region runs from base 700 to 1167 and encodes 155 amino acids. The transcript has 5 exons.